AUGUUACCUUGUACACCAGUUGCAGACAACCAAAUCACUAACAUCCAUCCAGGCAGCAGCUUUUGGGGUGGCAUGGGCCCAUCAAAAGGCUUGCUUCCUUCGCCCUUACAGCACACCAUGGUGAAACAGCUCCUUGAAGCAUGCAAGCGCAUCCUGGGUAUGUGUCCUAAAAACAGAAAAACCCCACUCACAGCAGCCCAGGUCAAGGAAUUGGUGCUCCAGUUUGGUGGGGGAAAUCCUGGCGAGCUUCAGAUAGUAUGUCUCAUUGCCCUGGGUUUCACAGCAUUCCUUCGUUGGGACGACCUCAAGGACCUGAGAUGCCAUAAUCUGCAUAUGACAAGUGACCACAUGUCCAUUGCAGUAACCACAAGGAGAAACAACCAAUUCAGAGAGGGUUCUGUCAUCUCGGUGGCUCGUACAGGUUCUCAUGUAUGCCCUGUAUCCUUGCCCAAAAGAUUUUUACUUGUUGGCCAACAUAAGGAAUCUGACCAUCUUUUUAGGAAGAUUUGCCACACCAAACAUGCGAUCUCCUUUCAUCCGCAACAGUUGACUUACUCAAGGGCCACCGAGCUGUUUAAGAAGCAACCCAAAGUCAUCGGGCUUGACCCUAAGCAACAUGGCCUACACAGUCUCAGGUCAGGCAGAGCAUCCUCUGCAGCAGCUGCCGCCAUCCCAGAUAGGCUCCUGAUGCGUCAGGGGGGCUGGCGGUCACAGAAAGCUAAGAGCAUGUACAUUAAAGAAACUGAAAAAGUCCUUCUGAGGAUUUCUAGAGCUCUGUUUGUAAAGAGGAACGGUUAUGUCGCUAGUCCUGUGAUAUAUUAG
Messenger RNA from Orbicella faveolata, 822 nucleotides. RefSeq lists its product as uncharacterized. The record is from RefSeq and is a predicted model, not a curated record. NCBI's taxonomy places the organism in Eukaryota, Metazoa, Cnidaria, Anthozoa, Scleractinia, Merulinidae.